UCCAAGGUCCCUUCCAACUUUACUAUUAUUAUUAUUAUUAUUAUUAUUGUUUUGAUUGACUUAGUUGUAUUGAAAUACAUUAAUUUGAAUAUAAUAUAUUAUCUGAGGGAAUAGAGAGGGGGUUUCUAAUGAUUUAAUUUGAACUAUAUAAGUAUGACUUUGCUUUUGGACAAUUGAUUACCCUGCCACCACGUUGAUUCUUAAGGACUUGUCUGUAAAAAGAAAAAACUAAUAAAACUUGUUUUUAAAAAAGAAAAGAAAAUUAAUAUCUAUUUUUAUAAUUUUAAGAAUUUAAAAUAAACAGCAAAAAGCAAGACAAGGUUUUGUAUACAGAACGUUUUAAAAAGAUUAAGGGGUAAGAAAACAUUGGAAUAUUGGAUUUUGAUUAUUAAGACUCUGGAAUUAUUUUAAAAAAUAAAUAUAAAUUUGUGGAAAAGAAAAAAAUAUUUUUGAUAUUGGAGACAAAAGACAAGCAAUUUAUAAUGGCAUUCAGAGAUAUCUUUGAGGAACUGCACCAGAAACUGUAUGGGGACUAUGUUGGAAGAAACACAUUAUGCCAACAGAUGUAAUGAAGUAAUUUGUAAUGAGGAUCAACAAACAUCUGAAUGGAUUAUAGUGAAAUAUUGUUUUGUAAAGAAAAAGGAAAGAAAAUAUUGUUUUGUAAAGAAAAAGGCCUUGGAUUUAUCAUUAAUAAUGCAUUUGGAAUCCUUAGUAUUGCAAGGGGUGAGAAGUUAUUGGAAGAAACACAUUAUGCCAACAGAUGUAAUGAAGUAAUUUGUAAUGAGGAUCAACAAACAUCUGAAUGGAUUAUAGUGAAAUAUUGUUUUGUAAAGAAAAAGGAAAGAAAAUAUUGUUUUGUAAAGAAAAAGGCCUUGGAUUUAUCAUUAAUAAUGCAUUUGGAAUCCUUAGUAUUGCAAGGGGUGAGAAGUUAUUGGAAGAAACACAUUAUGCCAACAGAUGUAAUGAAGUAAUUUGUAAUGAGGAUCAACAAACAUCUGAAUGGAUUAUAGUGAAAUAUUGUUUUGUAAAGAAAAAGGAAAGAAAAUAUUGUUUUGUAAAGAAAAAGGCCUUGGAUUUAUCAUUAAUAAUGCAUUUGGAAUCCUUAGUAUUGCAAGGGGUGAGAAGUUAUUGCUAAAAUGUGUAUACUAAAUCUGUUUUCCUUUUCCUUGGAAUCAAGGAAAAAGCAAGCUUUUAUAAAAGGGCCAGUUUGGUUUAGAGCUUAAGGCACCAGACUAGAAAGUAAAAGAAUGGGGGUUCAAGCCUUACUUUAGCCAUGAAAGCCAGUCUGAUGACAUUCUCUCUUAGCCCUAGGAAAAAGGACAUUUUUGCUUUCUCAGCUGUUAUUGCCUAAUCCACUGUGCUGCCUCCAAGACAAAUUUGCAUUUCAGGCUCUGUCAGUAAUCCCAUCAUCUGCCUGGCACAAAAAACAUUCCAGCAUUGUAGACUCCAUGCAGGCCAGUGAGAAAAACUUUAAGAUUGAUUGGAUCCUCAUUUUACCGACCUCGGAAGGAUGGAAGGCUGAGUCAACCUUGAAUCAAGCUUUUUGGAUUUUUGAAGAGGAAAACAACUGAGGAGAGGAUGGAGCUGACAUGGGCAGGAGUUCUGCUUCUUCUCUGUAUACUUUUCACCCUUUUCUCAUCUUUCCAAAUGUACAAGAAAAAAGGGCAGCUGCCCCCUGGACCUACUCCAUGGCCUAUUCUGGGGAACCUCUUUCAGCAAGAUGUACUACCUCUAAAAAAAUCCUAUAAAAAGCUUACAGAGAAGUAUGGACCUAUAUUUACUAUCUGGAUUGGAUCAAAACCAAUGGUUGCUCUUUGUGGAUAUGAGGUGGUAAAAGAUGCUUUGAUAAAUCAAGCAGAAGAAUUUGGUAGGCGAACUAAUACGGCCUUUCACAGACGAGUGUUCCAAAAUAAAGGAAUAUCUACAAAUGAUGAGAAGAAAUGGAGGGAGCUGCGACGGUUCACACUGUCCACCUUGCGAGAUUUUGGGAUGGGGAAGAAAAGAAUGUCUGAGAGGGUGCAGGAGGAAGCUCUUUGUCUGGUGAAGGAAAUGGCUGCCACAAAAGGGCAGCCUUUUGACCCAAGAAGAAAUUUGGCAAGUGCUGUUUCUAAUGUGAUCUGUGCAGUUGUCUUUGGCAAUCGAUUUGAUUACAAUGAUCAAACCUUCAUAGAGAACCAGCAGAUUGUGGAGUCUCAAGCAAGAUUUCUGACUGGUUUCCUAGGACUGGUGUACAAUACUUUUCCAAAAACAAUGGAAUACUUUUUGGGACGACAUAUCGAGUCUGAGACUGAAAAAGUCUAUGAUUAUAUCCGUGAGAAAGUGGAAUUGCACAAGAAGACAUUGGAUCCCCAGAACCUGCGUGACUAUAUUGAUUGCUUCCUUCACAGAAUGGAGAAGGAGCAGAACUCAUCUGAGGGAAUCUACACUCUUGAAGAUCUUGUGAUUACUGUGCUUGCUCUCUUUACUGCUGGGACAAUAACCACAAGCCAAACUUUGCUACGCAGCCUCCUAGCAAUGGCUAAAUUGCCACACAUUCAAGCUAAGGUUCAACAAGAGAUUGAUGAGGUAGUGGGUACAAAUCGCACUCCAAGCAUGGAAGACCGGUUGAAUAUGCCUUUCACAAAUGCUGUGGUCCAUGAGGUUCAACGUUAUGGGCCUGAGAGCCUUGAAAACUUUCCACGGGCAACAACUUGUGAUGUAAAGUUCCAUGGUUACAACAUUCCCAAGUACAUGGCUAUUGUGCCAGUCCUCUCCUCAGUACACCGUGAUCUUCUCCAUUGGGAGACUCCAGAGAAGUUCAACCCAGAUCAUUUUUUGAAUGAAAAGGGCCAAUUCAGGAAAAGAGAUGCUUUCAUGCCAUUCUCAGCAGGGAAGAGGGCCUGUCCAGGAGAGGCUCUGGCUAAGAUGGAGCUCUUCCUGUUCUUCAGCACUUUGCUCCAGAACUUCACCUUCUCUCUGGAUGGGGACACCAAAGACAUGGAUAUAAUGUCUCUGUUUAUGAUAUCCCAAAAUAAGAAUCAAUCCCUCCUUAUACGAGCUGUUAAUCGUUCAGUGGACACUUGUGUUCAAUAAUUAAGACAAGGAAAGGAGUCAAGAUCAUGAUAAGUGACAACUCUCUUUCUUUCUUUCUUUCUUUCUUUCUUUCUUUCUUUCUUUCUUUCUUUCUUUUUUUCUUUCUUUUCUUUUCUUUCUUUUUUCUUUCUCCAUCCUUCCUUCCUUCCUUCCUUCCUUCCUUCCCCCCUCCUGUCCCUCCAUUUCCCCCUUCCCACUUUUCUUCCUUCAUGGCACAUGUUCUAUCCUACAAAUUGCUCCUUUUAAGGCUAGGAAUUGGAUUGGCUGACCUAUGAUAGUAAAUACUCAAAUAAAGCAUACCGAAUAGUUAUUACUUUUAAAGGCAAUCUUGAAACUGAUGUGGAAUACAAAUACAAUGAUUGUGGAGAACACUUUUUAUGGGAAAUAAAAAUAAUUACUCUUA
Crotalus tigris (Tiger rattlesnake) is the source of this 3475-nucleotide messenger RNA. Its product is annotated as cytochrome P450 2C5-like. Gene Ontology annotation, molecular function: iron ion binding; heme binding; oxidoreductase activity, acting on paired donors, with incorporation or reduction of molecular oxygen, reduced flavin or flavoprotein as one donor, and incorporation of one atom of oxygen. Gene Ontology annotation, cellular component: cytoplasm; intracellular membrane-bounded organelle. Lineage: Eukaryota; Metazoa; Chordata; Lepidosauria; Squamata; Viperidae. The transcript has 11 exons. The record is from RefSeq and is a predicted model, not a curated record. Bases 1579 to 3072 code for a protein of 497 amino acids. Gene Ontology annotation, biological process: xenobiotic metabolic process.